AUGAAUGACAUGGCGACGCACCCGGGCCACUACUCGGAGCUGGUGGAAGCCUCCCUGGGCACCAGCUCUCUGGCCACAGAUGAGAUCGAGCGCGACCUGCACCGCUCCCUCCCCGACCACCCGGCCUUCCAGAGCGACACGGGCAUAUCCGCCCUGCGCAGGGUGCUCACCGCAUACUCCUACCGCAACCCCAAGAUAGGCUACUGCCAGGCCAUGAAUAUCCUAGCGUCCAUGUUACUGCUCUAUGCCAAGGAGGAGGAGGCCUUCUGGUUGUUGGUAGCGGUGUGUGAACGGAUGCUGCCUGAAUACUUCAACCGCAGGAUCAUCGGUGAGAUAUACAAACCAAAUGUUACUGAACACGCAUUCAUCGCCUCUCAACACUUGUCAUUACUCAACACUUGUCAUUAGCCGUAGUCAUUUUACUGUCUUCGGGUUUGCCUAGUUUACUUUGUUACGUCUCGUGUUUAUGUGUAUGUCUCUGAAUGUGGUGCUGUGGUAGACUGUGGCAUCUGUAAGGACUAACGUAGUGAAGAGUUAUUUUGGUCCGUGUUGGGCAGAACCUAAUGUGUUACUAUAAUAUAAUAAUAGUGCAAUAUGUGAUGGUGGACCAUUGCUUCAUUCAAUACUAUAGGAAAUGGGGAAAUGCUGUGCUGCAGUUCUCUCUCAGUGUUGCAGGGUAGUAACGUAAAGUCUUGUAAUAUUGUGGUGUUUGCAUUGUUAGGCUCUCUGGUAGACCAUUGCGUCUUUGAGAGCUAGUAGCAGGGGGGUUGGGGGGGGCACUGUGGCGCAGCGCGCUAAGCCCACCACAUUUGGGCUUGCAUGCCCAAGGGUUGCACCCAGGGUUCGAAUCUGACCUGGGUCAUUUGCCAUCCCUACCCCGUCUCUCUCUCACAUUCGCUUCCUGUCGCUCUUCACUGUCCUAUCUGAAAUAAAGGCGAAAACGCCCAUAAAAAUACAUU
Engraulis encrasicolus (European anchovy) is the source of this 959-nucleotide messenger RNA. Its product is annotated as TBC1 domain family member 8B-like. The coding region runs from base 1 to 408 and encodes 135 amino acids. The record is from RefSeq and is a predicted model, not a curated record. Lineage: Eukaryota; Metazoa; Chordata; Actinopteri; Clupeiformes; Engraulidae. The transcript has 2 exons.